AUGGCCGCUGAAAAUCGCGUGGAAGAGCUCUUAAAAAGGCCGCUAUAUGUGUACGACCUCCCACAAGAAAUCCUCACAUCGCUCGCCCUCCGCGGGGAGGACCAACUCAUCGCUGUAAACGACAACUCCGAAUCCACUCAAAGCAAAUCCAAUUCGCCCGAUGACGCGCAAGAGUAUGCGAUUGCAACAUCCACAAGCUGUGCCCUCUGCGGGGUAAGCUUUGCGAACGUCUCAGAGCAGCGCGAGCAUGUGCGGGGCGACCACCACAAGUAUAACCUGCGAGCCCAACUGCGCGGGAACCCUGUCUUAGACGAAGCGCAGUUUACAAAAGCCGUGGGCGAGCUGGACGAGUCGAUCUCAGGGUCGGAGUCUUCGGAUACGGAGGAAGAUGAAGAGACGGGAGACCAGCUCACUGCUCUGUUGAAAAGACAGGCUAGGAUCUCGCAGGUCGCGGGCGAAGCGGGGGAUUCGACACCGAGGAGUACUGGGAAGCUUCCGCUGCUCUGGUUUUCGAACCCCGGUCUGCCUGAGAAUGUGUCGCUGGGUGUUUACAGGGCGCUGUUUACGAAUGCCGAGCAGGAGGAGGCGAGAUAUCUUGCGGACUCUCUGAGGAAGAAGCAGCUUGUCCCGGUGAAUCCGCAGAAGAAGGAGGAGGGGAAGUUGCCCUCUGUGAGUCCGCAUAUCUUCAUGUGUAUGAUCGGUGGUGGACACUUUGCGGCAAUGCUUGUGUCGCUUGCGCCUGAGAUUCAUCGGAGACAGGGUGGUAUCGAAGAGAGACAGGCUCGCGUGAUUGCACACAAAACUUUUCACAGAUAUACGACGAGGCGGAAACAGGGUGGUUCACAAUCUGCCAAUGAUGCGUCAAAGGGUGCGGCACAUUCCGCGGGCUCGAGUCUUCGACGAUACAACGAGGCUGCGUUGGAGAAGGAGAUUAGGGAGCUGUUACAGGACUGGAGGCACAUGAUUGACGACGCUCAACUGCUCUUUGUUCGCGCUGCAGGAACUACGAAUCGACGGAUUCUGUUCGGCCAACAUGAGGGUCAGGUCUUGAAGCAGAACGACCCGCGAUUGAGGGGCUUCCCGUUCAGCACUCGUCGUGCUACCCAGAGCGAGCUGAUGAGGUGUUUCAAAGAACUCACUCGCGUGAAGGUUAGCCAGAUAGAUGAAGCCGCCCUUGCUGCGGCCGAGACCAAGCAGCGAGAGGAGCCUCCGAAACCCUCAACCCCCAAACCUCAGCAAAAGCCAAAGCUCUCAAAGGAGGAAGAGGCGGUUAUCAUGCACACCACGCAGAUACAGGCCCUCAUCCGCCGCUCAAAGGUUCCCGCCCUACUGUCCUAUCUCACUAAGAACUCAAUACCCUCAUCCUUCACAUUCCAGCCUUCUGAUAUCCAACAAAACUUCCGAUGCCCUACACCUCUUCAUCUCGCCGCCAACCUUAAUUCCCCCGCCGUGGUCACGGCUCUUCUCACAAAAGCCAACGCCGACCCCACAUUCGCGAACAGCGAAGGAAGAAUGCCCUUCGAGCUCGCAGGAGACCGCGCCACCCGCGAUGCCUUCCGUGUAGCACGCCACGAGCUCGGCGAAACAGAAUGGGACUGGGAAGCCGCCAAAGUCCCAUCACCCAUAUCCAAGUCCGACGCCGGCAGCCGCUCACAACGAGAACGGCAGACCGCCGAGGAGGAAGAGUCAACACGGCGCAAGACCGAGUUGGAGCGUCUGCGGAAGGAGGAGGCCGAACAGGCCGUACUACAGGCGUCGAGGAGGGGCGGUCGUGUUCUGGGAGGGGUGGCAGGUGUAGAGAAGACUGCGCAGGAGAAGAGGGAAGAAGAGAUGCGGGGGAUGACGCCAGAGAUGAGGAUGCGGUUGGAGAGGGAGCGUCGUGCUAGGGCUGCUGAGGAGCGCAUUCGGCGCGCACAGGAGAAUCGAUAG
Messenger RNA from Aspergillus calidoustus, 1929 nucleotides. Lineage: Eukaryota; Fungi; Ascomycota; Eurotiomycetes; Eurotiales; Aspergillaceae. The record is from the annotation of a GenBank genome assembly.